AAAACAAACUUUAAAGGUAUUUAAACAAGAGCUAACACGUACACAAUGAAUAAAGACUCACACGCCGAACAGGACAAGACUGAAGAUUAUAAGACUCUCUUAUGAUAAACUGCUCGUGUGACCCUGUCUCCAGAAAUGCUGCUCAUCUAUCUACUUGAAUUAAAAGAAUUGAAAUAAAAUAGAAAAUUACUGAACUCAAACCGAUAAUUUCCGCCUUUAAAUCAAUACUAAAAUCAAUAAAAGCAAUGAAUUCACCAGAAGCUGUACCGACUCCUCCAAGCAAACCUCUGCUUGAUGAACCGCGACUCACCGCCACCAUAGACACUGGGAAAGGGCUAUACAGUGUUAGCUGUCUCAGUGAUGAAGAAGUCUGGACAUGUGGGGAUAAAGGUUUCAUGAAGCUCUUCAACCUCCAGUGUAAACUACUGACAUCAAUACAAACUGUGUCAGGGAACAUGCCAAUAGACAUAACAGUGACACGGGAUGGAGAUCUUGCAUAUGCUGACUAUAAAACUAAAACUGUAAAUCUAGUGAAGAAUAUACAGAUACAGACUGUGAUCACACUACAGGGGUGGGGACCUCGCAAUAUCUGCGGUACUUCUUCUGGUGACCUCCUGGUUACCAUGGACAGUGAUGAUCUGACAGAAUCCAAAGUUGUGCGAUUCUCUGGCUCCACAGAGAAACAAACCAUUCAGUCUGAUGAUCAGGGGCAACCUCUAUAUUCACCUCACUGCACUAAAUACAUUAGUGAAAACAGGAACCUGGAUAUCUGUGUGGCUGACUUUGACUCUAGUGCAGUAGUGGUGGUCAAUCAGUCAGGAAAACUCCGGUUUAAAUACACUGGUCAUCCCUUUAAUACCGAGGAAAUAUUUCGUCCAUUCGGCAUCGCUACAGACAGCCAGAGUCACAUCAUGACAGCAGAAAGUUCCUAUCACCGAAUCCACAUCAUAGAUCAGGACGGACAGUUCCUCCGUUACAUUGAGAACUGUGAUUUACGUAGUCCAUGGGGUUUAUGUGUGGACAUCAAAGACAACCUCUUUGUGGCUGAAAGUGACACAGCUAAAGUGAAGAAAAUCCAAUAUCUCUGAAAGCAGUGUUAAUAACACAUCUACUAGCAAUUUUCUAUCUAUAUACAAUAUUUUUGAGCACACGUGAAUCAUUAAAAUCAACGUAUUAAAGGUAGAUCAGUUAGUGUGAUGUACUAAAAAAUUUCACCUCAUUAUUUUGUGUGUAGCCUUGAAUUAUAAUACACCCAUAUGUACACAUAUACGUUGUACUUCUAUUUGUGUGAUGAAUUACUAAUUGAGCAUUUCCGUUUGUUAAUUAUAUAUAUCAAUAUGUGUUUUAUUUUUCAAUGUAUAUAUUAGAAAAACAAAAUACAGAGUUCAGUCUUGCAUAAUUCCCGAGUACUUAUAUGUGUAAUACUGUAAAAAAGAGUGACCCCACAUG
Molecule: messenger RNA, 1449 nt
Organism: Ostrea edulis (European flat oyster)
Lineage: Eukaryota; Metazoa; Mollusca; Bivalvia; Ostreida; Ostreidae
Product: tripartite motif-containing protein 2-like
Exons: 2
Coding region: 246-1088 (280 amino acids)
Source: RefSeq, a predicted model, not a curated record